GACUUGUCGCGUUUGAGACCGCCACAGCAUUGGCCUGCGAGAAAGCUACACCGCACAGUAGAACUAAGUUUGAUCUCAGCCGAGUCGACCCCAUGCGGUCGAAGUAUCUGAAUAAAACCAUAUCCCAAAUCAAGCUCAAAAACAAAGCGAAAGUCGACGAUACCUUAAGCGAGCACAUGAUGGUAAGUGUCGAGUGA
This is a messenger RNA of Sphaeroforma arctica JP610, 197 nucleotides long. RefSeq lists its product as hypothetical. The record is from RefSeq and is a predicted model, not a curated record. The transcript has a single exon. NCBI's taxonomy places the organism in Eukaryota, Ichthyosporea, Ichthyophonida. The annotation marks the transcript as partial.